This is a messenger RNA of Ostrinia furnacalis (Asian corn borer), 8675 nucleotides long. Its product is annotated as zinc finger SWIM domain-containing dorado. The transcript is spliced from 23 exons. The coding region runs from base 140 to 3685 and encodes 1181 amino acids. The record is from RefSeq and is a predicted model, not a curated record. Gene Ontology annotation, cellular component: Cul2-RING ubiquitin ligase complex. Lineage: Eukaryota; Metazoa; Arthropoda; Insecta; Lepidoptera; Crambidae.
CGGGGGCAACUCGUCAGCUCAACACGCGUGUUCUUCGCUCUGUGAUGAGGUGGUCGUGUUAUGGCGUCUUGCUGCACUGAACCCGGCUCUGGCUCCGCACGAGAGAGACACCUUACACGAGCAAUUCACGCAGUGGCACAUGAAAGUUCUCGACAAAGUGGCGAAAAACCGCAACAACCACAUGGGCAGUUCUUCGCAUACGAGACACGCGUCGCGCGCCCAUUCCCAUCCUCCAUACAUCAACGGAAUCAGCGAGAACGAAGUGUUUCCCGGAUUCCACCCCGCUAUGGAAGCUUGCUUCCUGGAAUGGGACGACUAUCAGAUCCCGGGAGUGACUUACACUAAAGACUUGAACCCUCUGUAUCACAGCCCCUUCACUAUCUUUCGACAUUCGGAUAAGCAAAAUGAUGCGCAUCAGGUGAACUCCUCAAAAGCAGUUUUGAACAAUGAAAUGUCCCUGAGCUACCGACUCACGAAUCCUGACCCAUCGAUGCAAGGACACCGCACGCUGGUAAACAGGAACAGUAGAAUCAACGUCGACCUGGCCAUUCCAGGGCCUUCAAGUCAACCUUGUGGCUCUGGAGAAGGACCAAGCGAACCGAAUCGCGAUUCAGGACCCAGUGAUGGAAAUCAUUCGAGUGUUUCAUCUGAAGGUUUCUGCGAAAACGAGGAAGAAAUACUGCAGCAAAGCGGCGGCGACACCGAUUCUCAGGAAUCAAGUUCCCCGCCCGUGUCAUCGGACGACGCCCAGCGAAGGGUGUCCAACGACGACUCGGUGUCUGACGACGAGUGUAAUAUCUACUUUUACGAUUCCGCGGCCGCCAGGAGAGCGGUCGUUGGCGAAGGUUCCGGUGCUAUGGGUCCCGGCACAAGCGGCGCGGGUCCAUCGUCUGGCGUCACGGGAGCUGGUAGCUGGGAAUGCAUGUGGGAGGUGUCGUUCGCCCGCGCCGAAGGAUUGCAAGCCCAUGGACAUUUGAGAGAGGCUUGCGCUUUGGGCGCUAGGCUGGCGAGAGAGUUGUUGGCUAGGCCUCCAGCGUUGGGAGCAGUGGCUUCCAUCCCACCUCACGACCCCAGAAAGCCUCGGCGACGUCAUACGCCUUCACCGAGGCUCUGCGCCGCGAGUCACAGGCUGUCGUGCUUGGCGUCUGCCACAUUGGCGAAGUGCGCUUUCCUUUGCACGGUGUUAGCAGAGUUCAGCGAACACCAUGAACUAGCUUUCCGCGUGGGUCUGUUCGCGUUAGAAAUGGCGCGGCCACCGGCCAGCACCAAGGCUUUGGAGGUGAAGCUCAACAACCAAGAGACUGAGCUGGUCGCGCUGCUGAAGAAACUGCCGACUGGCGCCGAACAACUGGCACUGGCCAGGGAGAAGGCUGAGCAACUCAGGGAUGGGGCUUUGAGAAACCGAGGGCCAGCUUUGCUGCCUAUUGCGUUGGCCAGUUUCCUAUUUGACGUGCUGGCGUUAUCAGCGACUGACAAAGAAAAUAAACAUCCAUCAAGAAUGCCAACCGACGAAGCGUUAGGUUUCGAAGCGGCAGUAGCGGCUUUAGGACUAAAGGCUAACGUGUCGGAGGCAGAUCAUCCUCUGCUAUGUGAGGGUACGAGAAGACAGCGAGGGGAGUUAGCGCUUACCCUGUUGUCGUUCUACAAAGACGACCCAGUGAAACUGGCCAGGAUUAUGAACAAGUUACUAGACCGCGAAAUCCACCAGCUGACCAAAGGUCCGAUGGUCAGCAUGUAUUACACGAACAACCCGCGACUUGCUGCGUAUAGAGCGGACACUUCGUCUAACUCCAACGCGUACCCAAGUCAUCCCGCGCCGUAUAUGCCAUCACAGCCGCCCUGCGCUCUUGUGUCUGAUAUGGAGCGUAUGGUGGUGUCAGACGGUGGACCGUCGCCACCGGCGCACCCGCAUUCGUCCCACGCUCCUCACGGGGCCCAUGCCAGUCACAGUGGCCACGUUAGCCACACUGGCCAUGCAAGCCACACUAGCCACAGUGGCCACUCUUCGCACCCGCCGCCUACUCACCCCCCGUUAGUCAGGCCGAAGGAUUCUAGAUACAAAGGCAAGAGACUCUACCCGUCAGUGCCAAAUCAGCCGUCAGAAGCGUCCGCGCACUUUAUGUUCGAGUUAGCAAAGUCAGUGCUGUUCAAAGCUGGAGGCUCGUCCAGUACAAGCCUGUUCACGCAGACCUCUUGCGCGAGGGAGCAUCAUGGACCUCACAGAGGAUUGCACAUGGCUGCCUUCCAGUUAGGCCUAUACGCCCUCGGUCUACACAACUGUGUUAGCGCGAACUGGCUCAGCCGUACAUAUUCCUCGCACGUCAGUUGGAUUACCGGACAAGCGAUGGAUAUUGGAGCGCCAGCGAUAUUAUUCCUUAUCGACGCCUGGGAAGGUCACUUGACUCCUCCUGAAGCUGCGGGAAUUGCAGACAAGGCGUCAUCAGGCCGCGACGUUCACACGGUUCGCGCGGCGGCCGAACUAGCGUUGUCAGUGUUACCGCACGCGCACGCGCUCAACUACAAUGAAAUACAACGCGCGGUGCUGCAGUGUAAAGAGCAGAGCGACGCUAUGCUAGAACGGGCCUGUCUUACAGUCGAGGCCGCUGCUAAAGGUGGCGGAGUGUACCCCGAAGUAUUAUACACCGUAGCCCGAUACUGGCACGAGUUAUACCUACGACAAUCAAAUGAAGAACAGACGGAGCCAUUACUAGAAGAGCCGCGGUACCAGGCGGCGCCGCCGCCUGUGGCUGUACCCGUUCCGUACCCAUUGGCGUACCCUUUCACGUACCACCCGUACCCGCCGCCGAUUUAUCAGCUGCAGUACGGCGCUCCGGCGCCCGCGCCGCAUCCGGGCGCGCAGUACGCGCUGCCGCCAUACUUCGUGCGCGGGCUCGUGGCGCCGCAUCCCGCGCACGCGCCGCACGCGCCACACGCGCCUCAUCUACCGCACCCGCAGCCUAUAGCCGUCAACGUCAAUGUCAACCACGCAGUGCCAAUCCCGCCACCGAUGCCGGCGCCGCAGCACCAGGUGAACGCGGUGGCCCCCCUGCCCCCCGGCGUGGGUGCGGGCGUGCCCCCCGCGCCCGUGGGCCCCGCGCCCGCCGCCCCCGCGCCCCCCGCGCUGCCGCAGGCGCAGCUGAGGCGACUAUUAGCGGCGUACAGAGUGGGGAUGCUGGCGUUGGAGACGCAAGCCAGAAGGGUGCACGAUGACCGUCCACAGAAUAAGUUUGGAAGAAACCCUCCAUACGGAGAGCACGUGAAAUGGCUGCUCCGCAUAUCAAAACGUCUGGGCGCGCAAUAUCUGCACCAGUUCUGCGUUUGCGCCGUCAACUCCGUCGUGUCUCCCUUCGUGCUAUACGAGCUGUGCGUGGAGUCGGCCCACUGGCUGGCCAGAGGUGGUCCCCACCAUCUAGUGAUGCAACACUUGCGGGGUACACUGGCACCCCUAGUGCAGAAGUGCCAACAGAUGUACAUCCAAUGUAUCCACCAGAAGUUGUACCACUUGACAUCAGUGGAAUACGAAGAGUUCGUGAGCAUAGUUCUGUCGGCGCGCACGGCGUUCCAACUCACGCCAGAGGGAAACACCCAGUUCAAGGAGUGGCUGGCUUCGCUGCGCAGAUCAAAGUCCUGCAAAAAAGACCUGUGGACUCAACUGAACGCGGCGCUCCAAACGAACGGCAAAUGACGUCGGCAGCCGAUAGUUUGUAUGGUGCGGUGUACCGCGCGCAAACUGUCACAUUGCAUCGGCCACCGCCGGCCGCAAUACCGGCUCCUGUAUCAGCUGCACACUAUCUAACUAUACUACACGCUGUGUUAUUUGUGACUCGAGCACACGUCCCGUUCCCACCCAGAACGAGACAUAUCCAAGCGGGAGACGCGUGUGGGACCGAUUUGAUUUUGAACAAUCAAAUUGAACACUCACGUACACGAUGUACUUAAUUUUCACUCGAAUCACAAAUGGCAUGCGCAUUUACGCAUUAACCUGAUUUAUUAACGAAUUACGUCUCUUAGCAUAACACUCGAUUAGAGGGCGAUCGAUCUCAAUAAAAAACCGACGGACCUUAUGGUUAUUAUGAAAAUAAAUGUUGCUAACUCCGCAAUGUAGCGAUUAUCUGGUUACAUUGUUUGAAAAUUUAUCUAAAAGUUGCGAGCUGCGAAUGAAGGUGAAGUAAUAUUUUCAAAAGGAUGUCGUCUAACGCAUAUUCAUUCGAGAUCUCAUAUUUGUAAAUAUGUGUGUUAAUCAUCCUGUCGUUUGAAUUGUCCCUAUUAUAAAGACUUCCUAUCGCUAUCAAGGAUAUGAAGCUCAUGUUGACGGUUGUGCAUUAAAUAGUUGGUUGUAAUUGAAUACUAUUGUGUGGCAGAAAAUGGACCAUCACUGUUUUACCUUAAAGGGAGUUUAGCAACAUUUCGCUUGUUUUAAAUGUAAUGCAAUGUAAUCGAUACUUGACUAUGGCACAUCCAGAAAGGAGUUUUCAUUUAGCUGUCAUUAUUGACUGUUGGCUAUGCUAUACUGAAUUAUAUUAUUUACAUUGCACAAAUCGAAAGUCUUGUAAGUUUUUGUCCACAAACCUAAUUAUAUUUUGAAUUUUGCUAUAAUGACUUGACACACUGAACUGUAAACUAGUCAAUAGUUUGAGGAUCUGUCAUGGGUGAACCAUAGUGUUUCAUUACUGCAGUUUUUAGUUUCUUUCUUGUAAUAGUGUAAUGUAAGCUGCUCGUUUGAUUUUAAUAUCUUCUGCUGUGUUGUGAGUUUGAAUUGCAUAUUUUUUAUCUGUAUUUCUGCCGAAGAUAUUAAAUGAUAACAAGUUUCUAUUUAAAAUGUUAAUCAUUACCGGACACUUAAAAUAAUUUAGUCUAAAAUUGUUCUGUAAUUUUAUGUCUGCGUCAUAAUUUCAUAGCGUUUGAUUUAAUUCAGUUAUGGUUAACAUUUUGUUCUUCUUUAGUUAAUGUAGCGUAUCGGCAAACAAUUGUUCCACAAAAUAAAGGACCUUCGUUUAUAAUACAAAUUCAUUUCAAAUGCGAACUAAAUUCACAUCUUUAAAUCUACAUAACAAUAAAAUCAAGCUAUUUUGCACAACAUACAACAGUUGUUUGCCAAGAAACGCUAAUCAGUGUCUAUUUAGCGAAUUGUUUUAAAGAUCUCUGUCAUUAUAUGGUUAAGCGUUUAGAGUAUGAACUUCGCUCAUUGUAUUCGCCUUAUUAUUUUUUUAGUUUAAUUCAACGCUAUAAUUAAUUAUUUUCCGGAGUAUGUUGAGCAAAAUGUCUUUAUAUUUACGAAAAAUAUCUUACAAAUUGUAUCGUAUUUUAAAAUGAUAUGCGUGGAAUGGCGAGCGCACUAGAUUUAAUGUUUGAAAUGUGCUUAUUGCUAACAAGUUUAAUGGUUGGUUGGAUUAUUAAUAUAAAGUCUCUUAUAGCAAUAAUAAUGUCUCUAGAUUUACUGUUAUGUGUUAGCACCUCGGACAUGUCAUAAAUUGAUAAGAAUAAAACUAAAACAAUAUUGGAUAUGACAUAAAACUAUUUAUCUGGAAAUGACAUUUAAAAAAUUCAAAUUGUAUAACAAUAGUCCAUAUUAUAUUGAUGAUUGGCUUAAGAUGUUUCAAGUGACCUAAAAAUUAAAUAGCGUCAUUAGACUACAGAAUAUUAGACAGAAUGUAGACGAUAACCGUCGAUACACUAUUUUUGAUAUUCUCUUGUCGAAAUUUGCAGUUUCACGAUUGUUUAUGUAAUAAUGACGUCUUGUGUAAUUUAGAAGUGCGUUUGAUUAAACUAUAUUAACUUUAUUUACACGUUUAUAUUAUAUUAUUAUAUUGUAAUGCAAAGUAGAGUCUUGAGAGCCUUUGGAUUAGACAUAAUAUAGGGCGAUGGAGCUGGCAACAAAAAGGCAGGCCCGUGAUGUUUGAAGAAGUUAACGGUUUGUUAUGUAACCUAACGACGAUAAAUAAAUAUGUUAACCUAUUUUUGUUAUUGAGGUCAUUGAUUGGUAACAUGUAACUAAUUAAGCAUUUGCUGAGCUCCAAUUAGCUUCAGGAUGCGCUUAUCGCUAAGAAAUUCGUAAUAGUCUUCAUUUAAAUUGCACAAACGCUGUUGUUCUUCGGGCCUAGAACUGAACUGUCAUUUCAUAGUCAGAUUCACAACGAUUAGUAGAAAUAAAACUUUACGAACAAAUCUACGCCAUUUAAUAUUAAUUAAUAUAUCUAGAGUCUCUAAUUAUCGAAAUAUAGUAAUGUAAUAAGCUCUUCCAACCGUAAAGCAAUAUUAAUAUAUCAUUUUAUAAAUGUAUUUUAUAACAAUUUAAUCUUAUUUAUAUAAAAUUAUCAAUUUUGACAGUAUUUAAUCGUCGUGUUAUACAUAUACUUGGGUGUAUAAUAGUAUUAUAUUAAAUGAGGUAUUCAAAGGUUAUGUAUUUACAAUCAGUAUACAAAAUAUAUUUAUUGUGCGCUGGGGGAACUGUGGAAAUAAUAUUUACAAAUUCAAGGAAGACACUCGGCAAUUCGUAUUCUGAAACGUAAAAUGCGUGUGAAUGUAGCAGUUGCUUAACUGAGUCACCCGAAAAAUUAGAAAUGUCAUAUUAUGUGCCCUAAAGCGUAUUAUCGUGCCUGUUUUAUGUCAGUAGCAGUACAGACAGUGCACCCACUUUGUGCCUUUACACUUAAUAUUAAACUUGCAAUCAUAAAAUGCCCGUUAGGACACAAGCGAAACAUUUUAUGCUAAUUGAUUCAAAUGUUCCAAAUCUGACCCUCUGAAGUUGAAGAUUUAAGGAUACAAAUUGAUGCUAGUAGAUCUAAUCACAAUGAAUAACAGCGAAGUUUCAAAUUAACUAGAGACUGCUUUGCUGUUUGCUUGUAUCACUAGUAAUUUCGAUAUUCUGAUGAAUUCUUCUAAUAAGCUGUUUAGCAAACUAAUAAAGAUAAUUAUUUCUUCUAUCCCUCCCUCUACUUACGUAGGGUUUCAGAGUUACCUCUAAAUCUAAACCUGUUUACCAGUUCUUCCUUAAAGUUUGUAUUUUUCUCUGAAUCUAAGCAUUUUAACACUAAACUACUUAAUUACUCUACUAAUAAAAGGUUGCGCUAUUUUGGUUGUUAUGAAUAAAAUAUACAUACCAUAUUAGGGUCUAUAAUUAUUAGUAAAUUCGCGUCUGCCAAAUAACUUAAGCUGGAUCAGAAAAAAGAUUAACGGUUAUUCGGAGAUUGCAUCCUAAAGACUGUUUGUCCGAACUCUAGAAACCAUACAGCGAGCAAGAAUAUUAGACACGUGUAUAAGGUAAUAUAAUAUAAUAUAAUAUACAAGAAAUUAUAUACCUCUAGCUAGCUUAGAAUAGGCAAGAUCAAAAGACAUUGUUCUUAUCGACCCACAAAAAACCUGACAUUGAAAUGAUUAUUUUGUUGCCAGUCAAUCGCCGAGUAGUUUUAGUUUAAUAUCUUUAUAAAUUAGAUGUUAACGUGCAUUCAUUCAAGUGUGGAUGCUCUCAGCAUUCAGUAGAUAGUAAAUUUUAGAAUGCUAGUUAGAAUAAAUUGACGUUCGUGAAAAUUUGAAAAAAAAAAGCUAACAAUAUUAUAUUAUUAUUUUAUUUUGAUUGUCGUGUGCGUUCUGCACUUGGUUGAAUAGUAUUUAUCAAGUAUUGUCAUUUUAUUGUUCUUGGGCUAUAGUUAUUUACUCGUUUUUUCUUCAGCGCAACAGUAUUCAACUGUUACCGACUCGUUAAUAAUGCGCUUUGAGUUUGAGUUUCCGUAGCGUGUGAGAUCGUCGUGAAGGCAUAGCAAAGUGAACAAAAAGUAAAAUUGCACAGAAAUAUUAAAGUAGAUAUUAGUGCCAUAGAUUCAUUAUAGUUAUUAAUUUAAUAAUUGAAUGAAUUUAUACAAACGAUAGAAUGUUCUAUUUUAAAUUAAAUAUUGGAAAUGUAGUCACGUAGAAUCAUAGUUGUGCUACGUACGUUUGCGACUAUCUCACAAGGUAUAUUGCAAGUUUGGAGUACGCGUCAUUUUGGUGUGAAAUUAUUUUUGUCGUAACGACUUGCCGUCCAUAUUUUACGUUGCAAAUCUAUGUGUACUACUAAGUUCUCAUUCUUCAACGUUUUCCUAUUUAGAUUAUUAAAAUUACACUACAUGGAUAAUGUAUAUUUAAUAUUACAGAAUUUCAUAUUCUUAUUAUGCUCGUUGGGCAUUAUUAACAAUUCCUGGUAUAGUUUGUCAAAAAAGAUUACUUCUUCUCCAUUUUGGCAUUAAAUGAUGCUUUGAAAUUUGUCUCAAAGAACUAUUUUUACACUUUAAAGCAUAUUUAAUAAUAUUAAAAAAAAGAUAAAUAUAUCGUUAGUUUGGUAAUUAUAGGGUGUUAGUACGGAGCAUAUUUUAAUUAGUCGUUUAAUGCAUGUUCAUAGUUGUAUUUCCCAAGUAUCAGACGAUUUUGCGAGGUGUAUUUUAGGUGUUGUCGUAUAUUAAUUUGCUCUUUUGGUAUCACAUAUCAUUGUAUGGAAACAACCAACACUACGCACACAUGUACCAUGGAAUACAAUAGAUUGUUCUAAAUUUUUACCAGGAAUUAUUACACUAAAACACAAUGCAGUCUGAAAAUACUGUGAAGACUGAGACACAAUGUGGAUUAGACAUACAUCAAUAAAAAAAAGUCUCAACGAAAUUACGCGUUAAUGUAAGGCUUCAGUUUUUCUGGCUUAAGAGCCA